Molecule: messenger RNA, 897 nt
Organism: Cyphellophora europaea CBS 101466
Lineage: Eukaryota; Fungi; Ascomycota; Eurotiomycetes; Chaetothyriales; Cyphellophoraceae
Exons: 1
Coding region: 1-897 (298 amino acids)
Source: RefSeq, a predicted model, not a curated record
AUGGCGGGCUCAUCGCGAAAUAUUCCGCAGCUCGAGACACCGAUUGGAGAUGGCCACUCUCCGCCAACGGCGAGACCCAAGCUGGCAGGCCAGAACAGAACAACUACAGCUCGGCUGCCUCCACCAACGUUGUUCAAGGGCCCACCGUCCAAAAAUGCAUCGCACAUCUCGUUGGUUCUCCCAGACGAGAGUCAGCGAAGAGAUCAAGACUCUACUAAUCGGAGUCGUGGGUUGCCUCGACCGUCCAAAAUACCGCCGGCUACUUCUUUCUCUGGGAGUUCAUUUCGCCACCCAUCCAUUCGUGUCGAUGAGUUCAGGGCAGAAAGCCAUUGGGCAGAGAUGCAGAAGACGCUGGCGGACGUCGAACUGUCCGCUAUGAAUCCGUCGCAUGUAUUUGGCGCAGACCAUGCCAAGGCGCUCGAGGAUUUGAGGACUGCACAAUUAUCGUUGGCUCAAGCCUGGGCGAAGAGUGAAGCUGACGAGAUCACGGACCAUGAGAAUGUCGAUGCUGAAGGAGGCGAUGUCAGUGCAGGCACCAAUUUUGGCCUCCCAAGCAGCAAGCGUGGCAGUCGCAGCAACAGCGCGUCUGGGGACAGAACGUUGGAGCAAGAAACCGAAAGGGAUAUUCAACUUGCUAGACGACGAAGGGAGGCCAACGAUCGUUAUUUCCAACAAGUAAAUCGUGGCGUGUUGGAUGUGGUGCUGCGGCUGGACGAGGUUGCAAGCGCAAUGAGACGUGUUGAGCGCGAGAGCAGAGAAAUCUGGAAUGACGAUGACAGUGCUCUGAGCGCGGGCGAUGCAGAGCUUACCGGCACCGAAAGUGGCGAUUUUGUCGAAACUCCAACUGAUGCCAGCGCGAGCGUGUUGGCAGACAGUCCUAUGAGCCACAGGACGUGA